Molecule: messenger RNA, 1250 nt
Organism: Pelobates fuscus (common spadefoot toad)
Lineage: Eukaryota; Metazoa; Chordata; Amphibia; Anura; Pelobatidae
Gene: RCN3
Product: reticulocalbin 3
Exons: 7
Coding region: 108-1070 (320 amino acids)
Cellular component (GO): endoplasmic reticulum
Molecular function (GO): calcium ion binding
Source: RefSeq, a predicted model, not a curated record
GCCCCUUAGAAGGAGAAUUUUUAAAGUUCUGGUACAGCAUGUGUAUACAUUGUAUCACUGGGCUUGGCUGAGGCUGGAGCAUCUCUAGGCACCCAUCGUUUACAAUAAUGAAGCCACUUCAUGCAUUUCUCUUUUUGGCAAUAUAUGCCUCAUGGGUCAUAUGCAAGCCCACCCAAGAAAAGAAGGGUCGGGUCCACCACAACAAAGACCUGAGUGACCACCAGCAUGACGACUCCAAGGACUUCCAGUAUGACCACGAGGCCUUUCUGGGCAAAGAGGAAUCCAAAACAUUUGAUCAGCUGACCCCAGAAGAAAGUAAAGAGAGGCUGGGGAGAAUCGUCGAAAAGAUUGACAAAGAUAAAGACAGCUUUGUCACUCACGCAGAGCUGAGGGAUUGGAUUACGCACACUCAGAACCGAUACAUUUAUGAAAAUGUUAACAAGCACUAUGCUGACUAUGAUCAGAACAAAGACGAUAACAUUUCCUGGGAAGAGUACAAAAAAGUCACUUACGGUUACGCAGCAGGAGAAGAGGAAUUUUAUGAUAUUCAAGAUAAGGACACAUACCGGAAGAUGAUGAAACGCGACGAGCGACGAUUCAAACACGCAGAUAAAGACGGUGACAUGAUUGCCACCCGGGAAGAAUUCACGGCUUUCUUACACCCAGAGGAGUUUGACUACAUGAAAGAUUUAGUUGUCACGGAAACACUGGAGGACAUAGAUAAAAAUGGAGAUGGCAUUGUGGAUGUGAAUGAGUAUAUAAGUGACAUGUACAGUGCUGAUGGUGAUGAACCAGAGCCAGACUGGGUGAAAUCAGAGCGCAAACAGUUUCUGGAUUUCCGUGACUUGAAUAAAGAUGGAAAGAUGGACCGCACUGAAAUUAGCCAGUGGAUCCUUCCACACGACUAUGACCACUCUGAUAUAGAAGCCAAACAUCUUAUAUACGAAUCCGACAAAGACAGGGAUGAAAAACUGACGAAAGCAGAAAUCUUAGACAACUGGAACAUGUUCGUUGGCAGCCAGGCAACCAACUAUGGGGAAGACCUCACCAGGCGGCACGAUGAAUUCUGAUGGACUCCAUUAUCUGCGCUCUUACACAUCAGCACAUUGUUGGUGCUUUAACGUUGGGAUUCCUCUCUGGAACCUCACCAAGAUGGGGACCGUGUCUCUAAUUAUUCAUCUGUCUUUUUUUUUUUUUUUUUUACAAAUGCAAUUUUUUUUUUCUUUAUUAUAAAGAAUUGUGAAACACUU